AUGGACCUCUCCAAUCACGCUCUUCUCCUCCAUCUGGUGCUUGCGGCGCUCCUCCAUCCUGCCGUCGUCGUCGCUGUUGACGAUGCGACAUCAGGCCGCAGCAAGGGCUUUAGCCUGCGCCUGGUCCCUAGCCCCGGCUGGAACAGUACCAUCCAUGUCGACGACGACGGGUUCGUGCACCUGAACGAGCCAGUUGAGCACGCCCCCAACGUGCUUCGGCCGCACAUGCCUCACAAAGAGAGGUACAACAUCAUCACCACCGUCGGGACGGGCCAUGGCCGCCGAACGUACACCCUCGCGAUGGAGAUGACCCAGAGCCUGACGUGGAUGCAGUGCGUGCCGAUCCAAAACCCGUUUGAGCAGGUGCCGCCGCCCUUCGACCCGACGGCCUCGCCGUCAUUCCACCCACUCGCGCCCACCAACCACCUUUGCUCGCCGCCGGGGGGCAGCGUGUGCAGGUUCAGGAGCAACCCCAUGUUCCUCGGUGUCGCGAGUGCAAGCGGUGUGCUCGGCCAUGAGACCAUGUCCUUCGCGGCCUCGGGCCAUGGCGCCGCGGCGGCGGUCGAACCCGCCGUCGUCAUCGGCUGCGCGCACACCAGCGAGCGUUUCAGAAGCCACGGAGUGCUUGCCGGCAUCCUCGCCCUGGGCAAGACGUACCCAUCGCUCAUCUGGUUACUGGGCCGUGGCGGCUUGCAUCGCUUCUCGUACUGCCUCUUCUUCCCGUUCACGCAGGGGAGCCGGCACGGGUUCCUCCGGUUCGGCAGCGACAUCCGGGUCGACACGAGGCACAUGAAGAGCACCAGGCUGCUCUACCCCGAGGUGAGCGCCUACUACGUCAACCUCGCCGGCAUCAGCUUUGGCAGGACGCGGCUGGGCGGCAACCUGGCGGAGGUGUUCAGGCGCCGAAAGCUCGCGGAUGGCAGUUGGCACAGUGGUUGCGUGCUUGACGCCGGGAUGUUCUGGGGGGGUACGUUCAUGAUCAGGCCUGCGUACGACAUCCUGGAGCGCGCCCUGGCGGAGCACGGCAGGAGGCUCGGGGUGCCGCGCGUACCCCGCCACAACUUCGGUCUCUGCUUCCGCGCGACGCGCGCCAUCUUGUCGCACUGGCCGACGGUGACGCUGCACUUCGAGUCCGAGCAGGACCUUGUGCUCACGCCGAACAAGCUGUUUGUCCUGCAGGAUCAAGACAUGUGCCUCACCGUGAAACCGCACCCGCAGAUUACCGUCAUCGGCCCAGCGACGCAAGUGGGCACGCGCUUCGUCUACGACCUCGCCGCCAGCAGGGUGUACUUCGCCCCUGAAAACUGCAAUGCCGACACUGGCGUCUAG
Molecule: messenger RNA, 1329 nt
Organism: Triticum turgidum subsp. durum (durum wheat)
Lineage: Eukaryota; Viridiplantae; Streptophyta; Magnoliopsida; Poales; Poaceae
Source: the annotation of a GenBank genome assembly